This is a messenger RNA of Eublepharis macularius, 5527 nucleotides long. It is a transcript of the gene ZBTB5, whose product is annotated as zinc finger and BTB domain containing 5. The transcript is spliced from 2 exons. The record is from RefSeq and is a predicted model, not a curated record. Gene Ontology annotation, molecular function: DNA-binding transcription factor activity, RNA polymerase II-specific; RNA polymerase II cis-regulatory region sequence-specific DNA binding; protein binding. The coding region runs from base 182 to 2209 and encodes 675 amino acids. NCBI's taxonomy places the organism in Eukaryota, Metazoa, Chordata, Lepidosauria, Squamata, Eublepharidae. Gene Ontology annotation, biological process: regulation of transcription by RNA polymerase II. Gene Ontology annotation, cellular component: nucleus.
AGGGCCGCAGGCCUUGGCGGAGGUUGAGCCCGCCCCCUAAAGGAGCGGAAGAAGGGGCAAGCGGACGCUCCCAGAGCCGAGAACAACGGGUGCCCCUCCCUCCCGGCGACCCGGGCGAGCGGGACGGGAGGGGGUGAAAAAAGCCUCUAACGCCCUCCCAACCCCCCCUCGUUGUAGGAUCAUGGAUUUUCCAGGGCACUUCGAGCAAAUCUUCCAGCAACUGAAUUAUCAAAGACUUCAUGGCCAACUUUGUGACUGUGUCAUUGUAGUUGGGAAUAGGCACUUCAAGGCGCAUCGAUCGGUCUUGGCAGCAUGCAGCACUCACUUUCGAGCCCUUUUCACUGUAGCAGAAGGAGAUCAGACCAUGAACAUGAUCCAGUUGGAUAGCGAGGUGGUGACCGCCGAGGCCUUUGCUGCUCUCAUUGACAUGAUGUACACCUCCACUCUCAUGCUUGGAGAGAGUAAUGUUAUGGAUGUGUUGCUAGCAGCUUCUCACCUCCAUUUGAACUCUGUGGUUAAAGCCUGCAAACACUACCUGACUACAAGGACGCUACCAAUGUCGCCACCGAGUGAUAGAGUUCAAGAACAGAAUGCACGCAUGCAGCGGUCCUUCAUGCUUCAGCAGCUUGGACUAAGCAUAGUGAGCUCUGCCUUGAACUCCACCCAAAGCACAGAGGAUCAGACCAAUUCAAUGAGUUCAUCAAUCAGAAGUAACAUAGAGCAACGGAGUACUUUCCCAAUACGACGCCUACAUAAGCGCAAACAGUCUUCUGAAGAAAGGGCUAGACAGCGCAUUAGACCUUCCAUGGACGAUUCUGUUAUGUCAGAUGUUACUCAAGAGAAUGCCCAGGCUGUGGUUCAUUCGAGAGACGAAUUUUUUUCCCCAGACUCGUUGAAAAUUGUAGACAAUUCUAAACCAGAUGGUGUAACUGACAACCAAGAAGACAAUACUAUUAUGUUUGAUCAGUCGUUCGGUGCUCAAGAAGAUGCCCAAGUGCCCAGUCAAUCGGACAACAGUGGGGUAAAUAUUUCCCAGAUGUCCAUGGCAUCACAGACAACUCAAGUUGAGACUAGCUUUGACCAGGAGUCUGCUUCCCAGAAAAACAACUUUCAGUGUGAGAAUACUGAGGUUGGUCUAAGUGAAAAAGAUCAUAUGCGAGUGGUGGUGAAAUCUGAGCCUUUGAGUUCCCCAGAACCCCAAGAUGAAGUGAGCGAUGUGACUUCCCAGGCUGAGGGAAGUGAAUCCGUAGAAGUGGAAGGAGGAGGAGUAAGUGCUGAGAAGAUAGAACUGAGCCCCGAGAGUAGUGACCGUAGCUUUUCGGAUCCCCAGUCUACUACCGAUAGGGUGGGAGAUAUCCAUAUCAUGGAAGUCACAAAUAACAUGGAGCACAAGUCCUCCUUCAGUAUUUCAAAUUUUCUGAGUAAGAGCAGAGCCAGCAGUUUUGGUGCUAGCCAGAACGAGGACAACAUUCCAAACACAACGAGUGACUGCAGAAUGGAUGGGGAUGCCUCUUACUUAAUUAGCCCAGAGUCUGGGCCUGCUAACAGCCAUUCUUCUGCUACAGUCUCUCAUGUAGAUAAUCCGUACAGUGAGAGCACAGACUCUCAUUUUGUCAGGCCUAUGCAGGAUGUAAUGGGUCUUCCUUGCGUACAGAGUUCUGGUUACCGGGCAGCAGAACAGUUUGGGAUGGACUUCCCGAGAUCUGGCUUAGGGUUGCAUUCUCUCUCAAGGGCUGUUAUGGGCUCUUCAAGAGGUGGAGCGAGUGGCUUUCCUAGCUACCGUCGUAUAGCUCCCAAAAUGCCUGUUGUGACCUCUGUUCGAAGCUCUCAGUUACCAGAGAAUGCUCCUAAUUCUCAGCUGCUAAUGAAUGGUGCCACUUCCUCUUUUGAAAAUGGGCAUCCUUCGCAGGCUGGCCCACCACAGCUGACCAGGGCAUCUGCUGACGUUCUUUCGAAAUGUAAGAAGGCCUUAUCUGAACACAAUGUCUUGGUGGUAGAAGGUGCACGCAAGUACGCAUGCAAAAUCUGCUGCAAGACGUUUCUGACCUUAACAGACUGCAAGAAGCACAUCCGUGUGCACACAGGGGAGAAGCCAUAUGCUUGUUUAAAGUGUGGCAAAAGGUUUAGUCAGUCAAGCCAUUUGUAUAAACAUUCCAAAACUACUUGCCUACGCUGGCAGAGCAGCAAUCUACCCAGCACUUUGCUUUAACUCUUUCCCUUAGUCUCAGUAUGCCAAUACAGAUUUUAAUAAUGCAUGGAACACAAAAAGUGAACACUUAAGUGUGAUUGUGCCACACACACAAAAAAAAAAGGCUUAGCUCUUUUUAAUAUUUGUACCAUACCUACCUCACAGGGGUGUUGUGAGGCUUAAACAACUUUUCAAGUAGCGCUUUGAAGUUCUCCAGCUCUGUCACACGAGAAUCCCAUGCACACUUGGCAGUAAGGCCUUUUGUACUUCAUGGGACUUACUUCCAAGUAAAUGCAGAUAGGUGUGGGCUGCAUGUAUUAUAUGGACACAGUCCUCGGUAUCAUUAGGUCUUUGGUAGAAGGUUGAAAGAAUAAAAAGUGGAGCUAGUGCAUAAUUUAACUAGCACAUUUCAAGAAUGAAAAAUUGAAGUGCAAACUUUAAUUUUUUUAAGAUGUGAAAGCGUUUAUCUGUAAAAUAGGUUCCUCCAUGGAAUGUGAGAGCAACAUUACGAAGAGUUCUUCAUGGUUGAAGAGUGCACGUCAUGAAGAGAAAACCACCUUUGCGCCUCAAAAUGCUUUGAAGUGCGCUAUAGAUUUAACAUAGUUUUAGGGGUUCUGAAUGUAUUUUUGGUUGUUUUGCAGUAACUUACACUGUGUAAUGAAGGUGCUUACCUUGAGUCCAAUGCAAGUAACUUUUUAGACUGUCUGAUAUGUAUGUGUGUAUAUAUACUUUGAAUACAGCAAAAUCUCCUGGAUGUUUCAUAAUUUUCUUUUUGUAAAAUCUUGUACUGAAUAAGUGAAGUGUGUGUUAUACUUGGUAGUGUUUCUAACCAAUUUGUAUUUCAUGUGUUAAAACUUCUCAUUAAGUCUUAAAUGAAGUCUGCUGUUAUUUCAAAAGUCAGAUCUUGUAAUUUCCUUUGCAGUCUUCUGUCUUUUUUCAAAUGUUGCUAUUCAGUCACAUCUGAAUUUAUUGUGCAGACUAAUUUUUAGAGGUUACUUUUCUGGAUUUAAUGUGCAUUUCCAUAUUCCUAUGCACUAAAGUAUUAAAAUAGCAACCUGAUUUGUGUGCCAGUUCAGGUAUUACUUUAUAGAAGUGUCCUUUCCCUUGGAAAGAAAAAUACUUGUUCAGAUAAUUCCUGUAUGAUUGUAGUGUUCAGGCAAAUCAACAGCCAAGUCCUUUGUCUGCCUCGUUUUGAAACCAUGGAGUUUUAAGGUUGAGAAUUUUUUGAACAACUGCAGUUGUGAAUAGGGGUGUGCACCCGAAAAAGAUUUGGGUUUCCCGCUUUGGGAUUAAACCGCUUUGGUAUGCUCCGUAAAUAUUCGGGAAUCUUUACAGAGCACACCAAAGCUCAAAGCAGCACUUUUCUUGCCGUAUACAAAUAAUAAUAAUACUAAUAACAACAUUUGAUUUAUAUACCGCCCUUCAGGACAAUUUAAUGCCCACUCAGAGCAGUUUACAAAGCUUGUCAUUAUCCUCACAACAAAACACCCUGUGAGGUGGGUGGGGCUGAGAGAGCUCCAGAGAGCUGUGACUAACCCAAGGCUUCAAGUGGAGGAGUGGGAAAUUAAACCCGGUUCUCCAGAUUAGAGUCCCGCAUUCUUAACCACUACACCAAACUGGCUCUCAUACCAAACUGGCAAGAAAAGUGUUGCUUUCAAGCUUCCUGCCCCGCCGCCUUUUUUAACCUGAUGGGAGUGGGGAGGAGGGGGUUCCCCUCCCAUUGGCAUUUGAACGCAACAAGCAGCACUUUCCUAUUUGUAAAAGCAAACAGCUAGAAAAGUGCUGCGGCUGCUGCCGCUUUACCCGAAACAAUACGAACUGCUUCGGAAAGCUUUGCUUUGGGAGUGGAGAAGAUAGACCCUUUGCAAAUAAUUUUCUGAUAAAGAGGUGUUAAGGUGCAGGGGGGAGUUAUGAAAUUAAGGCUGCAGUCCUAUGCAUAUCUCCCUGCUUGUAGACUCCAUUGAACUGAGUGUGAAUGGCAUGGACAUAAAUAUGCACACGGGAUUGGACUGUAAGUUCACAACAUUCUGUGCUUGUUUCUAUUUUAAGCUUGAAUUCUAGAAAAAAAAAUUGCUUGCAGAUUUUUCUGGCCAGGAUCUAAUUGCUGCUUUCAGUAUUUGGACUGUUGCUCUUUAUUAACGAAUGCAGUAAUAGUAGCGCCUUGUGAUAGAAUAAAGAGACCAGAACCACCUUUGUCAUGUAAAGCAUUUUAAUGAAAUGCUCUGGGAGCCAAGGCAACAAGUGGUCCAAGGAAGUGUUACAGUGGACGAAAUCACUUGGAAGCACACUGCGCUUGGCACCAGGCCAGUCUUCCUUCUCACAGCCUGAGUUCGCUAGGCAUGCUUUCUCCUUUCAGCCCCGCCAGAAGAUUAUUGGCAGCCAGCACUGACAUAGUAUUCCGGGUUGCGUAGGUGGCACUUCCAAUGUGAGGCAGAAUCACUGUUCAAAGAAACAGGAGGAAAAGAGGGUCCUCUUUAGACAGUAAGCCAGCAUCCCUAUUUCAUUUUGGUCUGUAGUCACCCAGGAUCCCUGUGCACGCUCUCAAAGCGCCGGAAUGUGCUGUCAGGUAGAAAAAAUUGGAACGCAAGCCCCUAGCUCGGACUGAGCUUAAAGGCAUACUUAAAGGCAGGCAGGGAACAGCGAGGGAUAUUUCAGAAGGAAAAGCCCUGUACGGUAUCACCUUUUAUUAGGAUCCAUCAAAAUACCACCACUGAGGGGAAAAACUUAAGAGGGAGUUGAAAGCAAAUGACCAGGACUUCUGCAUCCUAGGUUAGAAGGGCAGGCAGGUCUGAAUAAAGGGGCACGUGGUGUUCUACUGCAUGGCGUCUGGGGUUAGAUUUUGCUUUGGACCACUGUGCCUCUUUGCAGCCUCCAUUUUGGAAAUGUCUGAAUCUAACAGCUCAACUGGAAGAAAAUCCUCUGGGAAAGUGUCCCACGUACCCUCCCUUCGCUGUGCGCAUCACCUCCUAAAAUGUCUGUUUUUCAAAUGUCAUGACUGUCAUGUUUUCUCUCUGCCUUCUAAGGGACCUGAGUCUUCUAAUUUGGUGUUAGAUGUUUGAAAAAAAAUGUUCAGCUAGAGACUGCCUGCCUCUGCCCCCUGACCUCCUUCUUCAAAGGCCUAAAGGAACAACUGAGUUCCAACUCCACUUCCAUUUUAUCUAUUGAAAUCUGCCAGGCACCGUAGGCAGGAUGCAGGCGAGAAGCCUUAAAACCAGGGCCUGAAAUAGCUUGCUUUUAUCUCUCUUCCCACCUCUCUUAAAAAGAGUACAGCACAGAGAACUUGAAAGCUUCUGCCCUAUUUUUAUUUCACGUGGUCUUAAUAAAAACUAUUGUACAGUU